Opisthocomus hoazin is the source of this 2584-nucleotide messenger RNA. NCBI's taxonomy places the organism in Eukaryota, Metazoa, Chordata, Aves, Opisthocomiformes, Opisthocomidae. The record is from RefSeq and is a predicted model, not a curated record.
AUGGAAGAAGCGUUGGUAACGAGUGAGCUGUACGCUACACGAUUGUUACUGCAAGAGACUUUACUGAAACUGCCUGCAAAGUUUGAGGACUGUAACCAUACGCAGAAACAAACUGAGCUGGCACCGUUCACGCUUUUAGAACUGGCACCACAUUUGAGCAGGCACAAGAAAAAUCAAACCCUGUCUGCUGGCCCAGGUUGGAAGGUGCAGUCCUCUCCCCAGUCACACCAGGCUCCAGAGGUGCAGAUGGAGCUGCGGCGGGUGCAAGGACUGAGCCGCUCUGCCCAACACACUCACAGAAGGACUGGGUUUGACCUGAAGGAUAACGACAGCCAGGAUGAGCUUACUUUAUGGACAAAUUCAGGGGAGAGCAUUCUACACUUAAGCAGUAGCUUGAAAAGUAGCCUGGCAGGCAGCAGUGGCUGGAGAAGCCCUAAGGCUGACCGGCAGGGAAAUUCAGAACAUUUUGUGAAAGUAAAUCUGCCCAGCUCUCCUGUCAAAUGGGAGAAACUUGUGGCACAGAAAGAAACGGUUGGGAAGCAUUCCUGUGUGAGCUCCCGUGGGCAUAAAUGGUCAUCGUUUCCCCCCUGGUUGCAGAGGAACGAGGUCAAAAGUGAUAUAUGGUUUGUAAGUAAGAGUAUUACUUGUGUUGUCUUUGACACCAGGUCCGGCAGUGACAGGGCACAAACUGCGUUUAUGGAGUGCUUACUGCAGCCAAAACCAAGCCCACAUAUGGAGCUAGAUGAUGAUGGUGCACCAUCAUCCUCUGGCUCUGCAGUGACUCUGUGUGAAAUCAGCCCUUCUUCUCAUGUUGUUUUGCUUCACCUCAUUCUUCCUUCUCUUUCUCUGCCUUCUAGCAUGCACUUAAUUCAGGUGGAUUCCGUUCAGCGAUGGAUGGAAGAUUUGAAGUUGAUGACAGACUGUGAAUGUAUGUGUAUUCUUCAGUCCAAGCCAAUCGGUAUUGAGAAAGAUGAACAAAAUGAACUUAUCCUUUCCUCACAAUAUAGUACAUGUGAUAACUUGCAGCUGCUACUAAAGAGAGCUUGGAUCAUAAGCACAGAGUUGACCAGGAUUGCUCAAAAGCUAGAGAAGAACAGAUGGCAGAGAGUUCACAGCAUGACAGUAAGAGUCAACUGUCACGUACGUUCAAUGAUAAAUGAAUACAAUACAUUCACCAGGAAUUCUUCAGAAGAAAUGCACCAGUUUGAAAAACUUUUAAUAGACAAGUGUUCAGAAUUUACAGCAUUCACAGAAAGGUGCCUACAAACUGAAGAUGAACAGAUACUGAAGUCUAUGAAAUCUUGUAUUAAGGAAACGCUCACUACUGUAGCUCAGUAUUUUGGCCAGUUAAUAGAUCUGGUUUUAACACAUGAGGCACAGAACCUGCUGAGACAAAUAGAAUUGUCAGAUAGUGUGUAUAUCACCGAGUCAGCAAUUAACAGUUUAUUCAGCCUUACCCAGGAAGGUGCUCAUCUGUGCCACAUCAUAGCUAAGGAAGGAGGUGUGGUUGCUCUCUUUAAGGUCUGUCGCCAGGAUUGUUUCAGGUGCCUUUAUCCCCAGACACUGAGAACGCUGGCAUCCAUCUGCUGUGUAGAGGAAGGGAUGCACCAGCUGGAAAAAGCUGAUGGGAUACUGUGCCUGGCUGACAUUCUUACUGAUAACACCCAUUCCGAAGCUACUCAUGCAGAGGCAGCAGCAGUAAUUGCACAGAUCACAUCUCCACAACUCACGUUCACUCAGCAUCUCAGCAGCUUUCUGGAACAUAUGGAAGAAAUUGUAACAGCACUUGUCAAACUGUGCCAAGAAGCCUCCUCUGGUGAAGUUUUCCUGCUGGCUUCAGCAGCUCUUGCCAAUAUUACUUUUUUUGAUACCAUGGCUUGUGAAAUAUUGCUCCAGUUAAAUGCAAUGAAGAUUCUUCUAGCAGCAUGUUCAGACAAACACAUAGUGGAUACUCCAUAUUCCCGAGAUCAGGUGGUAACAAUAUUGGCAAACAUGUCUGUCUUGGACCAGUGUGCUUCAGAAAUCAUUCAAGGAAAUGGUGUUCAACUUUUAAUGGAAAUGCUCUUUGAAAGAUCAUCUUCAGGAAAUUCAGCAGAAGUUGCUGCUUGUGAGCGAGUCCAACAGAAAUCUGCAGUUACACUGGCACGACUCAGCCGAGAUCCUGAAGUGGCAGAUGCAGCCGUAAAACUCAGCUGUAUUCCUCGCCUAAUUAAACUUUGCAGAUCACCAACUGAAAGAAAUAACAGUGAUUCUGUUUUAGUGGCAUGUCUGGCAGCCUUACGGAGACUAGCAGUUAUGAGUCCUGAUGGACUUGAAGAUUCAGAUUUUCAGCAGCUAGUAAAGCCUAGACUUGUGGAUUCCUUUCUGCUAUGCACAAAUAUGGAAGAGAGCUUUGUAUAAACGUGAGCCAAAAGCCUUUGAAAAAUAAUCAAGAUGAUAGGUAUAUAAUAAUACAUACACAAUUUUAUUUCGAUUUAGUCCUAUUGUUAUUUAUGACUUAUUUAUUUUAAAACCAUGAACAUGUGAUUUGUAGGAGAAACAGAAUGAGCAAACUUGUUUCAGCGGUUUGCAAUGGUAAUUUUAA